This is a messenger RNA of Solanum stenotomum, 794 nucleotides long. RefSeq lists its product as uncharacterized. Lineage: Eukaryota; Viridiplantae; Streptophyta; Magnoliopsida; Solanales; Solanaceae. The record is from RefSeq and is a predicted model, not a curated record. Bases 128 to 586 code for a protein of 152 amino acids. The transcript is spliced from 2 exons.
AUUUGUUCAUGUCCAUAAUCGUAGUAAACUUGAACCGCGGGCUAAGAAGUGUAUUUUUGUAGGAUAUGCCCCAAGUCAAAAGGGAUAUAAGUGUUAUGAUCCACAUGCUAGGAAGAUAAUUGUCACAAUGGACCUAACUUUCUUUGAGUCGCAACUCUAUUUUACUACUCAUCUUCAGGGGGAGUAUCAUGUAGGUGAAGAUUCUUUUUUUUGUGAUAUUGAGGAAACUAGAUAUCAAGCAAAUGAGGAGCCUGAUAUUACAAUAAAUACUGAUGUGAGAGAUGUAGGAGAAGAUAUAAAUAAAUGUGAUCCAAGAGAUGAUAAAGACCAAAGUGACUUAAAUGAUAAAAACUCAAAAAUUGAACUUGAACCUGUAGCGCCUUCAAAUGACAAAAAUAAAAAUGGGAAUAGAGAACAAAAAACAGAAAUGCAGGUGUAUUCGAGAAGGAACCGAACUCAAGAAAAAAAGACCGAAAAUUCUCAACACUGCCAAAAAUCAGUCCCACAAGACCUUACUGUAAUUCAAGGAUGCUCUACAAGUUCCCGAGUGGAAGGAGGCUAUUUUGGAGGAAUUGCGAGCUCUUGAAAAAAAUGAGACAUGGGAGUUAGUGGAUUUACCUGAGGGAAAGAAACCAGUGGGUUGUAAAUGGGUGUUCACCACCAAAUUCAAAUCAGACGGAUCCUUGGAAAGGUAUAAGGCCCGCCUAGUAGCUAAGGGAUUCACGCAGACAUAUGGCAUUGACUAUCUCGAGACGUUUGCUCCAGUAGCUAAGCUAAACUCAAUUAGAGUUCUG